Propithecus coquereli (Coquerel's sifaka) is the source of this 1920-nucleotide messenger RNA. Its product is annotated as liver carboxylesterase 1-like. The record is from RefSeq and is a predicted model, not a curated record. Gene Ontology annotation, biological process: lipid catabolic process. Lineage: Eukaryota; Metazoa; Chordata; Mammalia; Primates; Indriidae. Gene Ontology annotation, cellular component: endoplasmic reticulum; lipid droplet. Gene Ontology annotation, molecular function: carboxylic ester hydrolase activity. The transcript is spliced from 16 exons. The coding region runs from base 1 to 1920 and encodes 639 amino acids.
AUGCUGAACCAGACCGUGCGGCUGGUUUUGUCUCCCCUGGCCAAGAACCUCUUCCACCGGGCCAUUUCUGAGAGUGGUGUGGCCCUCACUUCUGCUCUGUUCAAGAAGGACAACAUCAAGCCCCUGGCGGAGAGUCACCCCUUCAUGCCCACGGUGGUGGAUGGCGUGCUGCUGCUCAAAACCCCCGAAGAGAUUCUGGCCGAGAAGAGUUUCAACACCGUCCCCUACAUCGUCGGCGUGAACAAGCAAGACCUCCACCUGGUGCCCACGGGCCGCUCGCCCUGCCUGGGCAGGCUCUGCAUUUUGCUGUCUCCGAGCGUCGGCACAUUCUCUCCUGUCUGCUUCACACCACUCCCUGCUUUCAUCUUCCCUCGUUCAGUCCUCCUGCUGCAGGUCCCAGCCCCUCCAUGCGCCACCAGCCAGAUGGCCUCACCCCUCUUCUGCCGCCUGAAGAACCUCCCAGGUCAUCCGUCCUCGCCUCCUCUGGUGGACACCGUGCAUGGCAAGGUCCUGGGGAAGUACGUCCACCUGGAAGGAAUCGCACAGCCUGUGGCCGAGUUCCUGGGAGUCCCCUUUGCCAAGCCUCCCCUCGGAUCCCUGAGGUUUGCUCCGCCGCAGCCUGUAGAGCCGUGGAGCUCUGUGAGGAACACCACCUCCUACCCGCCCAUGUGCCCGCAGGACCCAGUGGCAGGGCAGCUGCUCUCCGACCUCCUUACUAACAGAAAGGAGAACAUUACUCUCAAGUUGUCCGAAGACUGUCUUUACCUGAAUAUCUACACUCCUGCUGACUUGACCAAGAAAAGCAGGCUGCCGGUGAUGGUGUGGAUCUUCGGAGGUGGUAUGGUGGUGGGCGGGGCCUCAACCUAUGAUGGCGUGGCCCUCUCUGCCCAUGAAAACGUGGUGGUGGUGACCAUUCAGUACCGUGUGGGCAUCUGGGGAUUCUUCAGUACAGGGGACGAACACAGCCGGGGGAACUGGGGUCACUUGGACCAGGUGGCCGCGCUGCGCUGGGUGCAGGACAACAUCGCCAACUUUGGAGGGAACCCAGGCUCUGUGACCAUCUUUGGAGAGUCAACGGGAGGUGAAAGUGUCUCUGUUCUUGUUUUGUCUCCCCUGGCCAAGAACCUCUUCCACCGGGCCAUUUCUGAGAGUGGUGUGGCCCUCACUGCUACUCUGGUCCAGAACGGUGACAUCAAGCCCCUGGCAGAGAAAGUUGCCGUUGCUGCUGGGUGUAAAACCACCACCUCGGCUGUCAUGGUUCACUGCCUGCGCCAGAAGACAGACGAAGAGCUCUUGGAGGCCACAAAGAAAAUGAAGAGUGUGAGUUGUGAGCUCAGGGGUAGCCUGAGGCCCGGACCCCCUAUCUUGACCCUGAUGGUGGAUGGCGUGCUCCUGCCCAAAACCCCCGAAGAGAUUCUGGCCGAGAAGAAUUUCAACACUGUCCCCUACAUCGUCGGCAUCAACAAGCAAGAGUUUGGCUGGUUUCUUCCAAUGUUGAUGGGCUAUCCGCUUUCUGAAGGCAAACUGGACCAGAAGACGGCCACGUUUCUCUUGUGGAAGUCCUCCCCGCUUACUGGCAUCCCUGAGGAGCUGACUUCGGUGGCCAUUGAGGAGUAUUUAGGAGGAACAGAGGACCCUGUCAAAAAGAAAGACCUGUUCCUGGACUUGAUUGGAGAUGUCGUGUUUUGUGUCCCAUCUGUGAUUGUGGCCCGACGCCACAGAGAUGCCGGAGCCCCCACCUACAUGUAUGAGUUUGGGUAUCGCCCAAGCUUCUCGUCAGACAUGAAACCCAAGAUGGUGAGAGGGGACCACGGGGAUGAGCUCUUCUCUGUCUUGGGAGCCCCAUUUUUAAAAGUUUCCGGAUUCACUCUAACAGGGUUGAAUGACAUUGUGCAGUCCCCACCCUUUCUCCUGCUCUAA